Lactuca saligna is the source of this 966-nucleotide messenger RNA. Lineage: Eukaryota; Viridiplantae; Streptophyta; Magnoliopsida; Asterales; Asteraceae. The record is from the annotation of a GenBank genome assembly.
AUGGAUGGUGAUGGUGAGAUGGUGGUCCAUGACAGGUGGUGGCUGAAGACGAUGCCAAAACCCACCUUCCAAGAUUCCCCCUACAACUCAUCCCCUUCUGUUUCUGUUUUUUUCUGCGGCUUUUUGGCCUUAAUCUUGCGAAUUACGAGUUCCACAAUAAUGGGGUUUGAAGAAAAGAAGGAAGGAGAGAAGAGUGGACACGAAGAGAGUGGUGAUGAGAAAGAAAGUCAUGGUAAUAUGAAGAGGGUCGAAAGUGAGCCCUCUUUGUGUGAAACAGAGGAUGAAGGUGAAGAUGCCGAAGGUAAUAAAAUUCAAUUGGGUCCUCAAUGCACCCUCAAAGAACAAUUUGAAAAAGAUAAGGAUGAUGAGAGCUUGAGGAAAUGGAAGGAACAACUUCUUGGAAAUGUUGAUAUUAAUGAUGUUGGAGAAUCACUAGAACCAGAAGUGAAGAUUCUCAGCCUUUCGAUCGUGUCACCAGGGAGAUCAGACAUUGUUCUUCCGAUACCUGAAAACGGGAAGCCAGAAGGCCGAUGGUUUACUCUAAAAGAAGGGUGUCGUUAUAGCCUCAGGUUCUCCUUUCAAGUCAGCCAUAACAUUGUUUUAGGCCUCAAAUACACCAACUUUGUUUGGAAAACCGGUGUCAAAGUGGAUAGCACAAGACAAAUGCUUGGAACGUUUAGUCCUCAAAAUGACGCCUAUACUUAUGAGAUGCCUGAAGAGACUACUCCUUCUGGAUAUUUUGCUAGAGGAUCAUAUUCUGCUAAAUCUAAGUUUGUGGACGAUGACAACAAGUGCUACUUGGAGAUCAGCUAUUCGUUUGACAUCCGAAAGGACUGGGCAACUGUUGAAUAGACAAAAGAGAAAAGACUUCUAUUUUCAAGAGUCAUAGUAAGACAUUAGAAAAACUCAAAAAAAAAAAAAAAAAAUUACAAAGUUUGGAUUCGAUAGUUUCAUAUCUGGGCAAAU